CUCCAUUUCGCCCAUGUCCUGCUAAUCUGCAUGUUGCAUGCACCUUGUCUUCUCUCUCUCCAACUCCACGUGUCCUUCCCCCUCUCCUACGCGUGUCCCCUUUUUACAUCUCAUCAUCACCCUUCUUUUUGUCUCCUACCCUCGCCUCCAAAAUUAAAUACUCUCAAACAAUUUCAUCAUCCAAAAACCCUACCGAAAAUCUUGCAUAUCUCUCUACAGAUUACUAGCUUAAGUUUAUCAUCCACUGAGAUAAUCAUGUGAUCAAGCUUACUCAACUAAUUUCAGGGUCUUACUAGAUGGAGGAAAUCGAAGAAAUAGAUCCUGGUGAUGAAGAGGAGUAUUGGAAGAUUCAAGAUUUCAAAAAUUACUCAAAAUUCUAUGAAAGCAAUAGCAAGUUAAGCCGGAUAUGGAAAAGAGGGGUAAGUAUAGGGAAGAAAAUGGUGGUAACAGGUGCCGUGGUCUCGUCUGCCUCCUUUGUUCUUCCUCCUCUUGUAGUUUUGUCUGCUAUAGGGGUUGCAUUUUCUGUUCCCGCUGGCUUUGUGAUUGUCUCAUAUGCAUGUGGUGAGAAGCUUUUGAACACUUUGCUGCCUAUGCCUUUGGCACUUCCUUAUGAAGGAAAUGGGCCAAUGUACAGUGAUGAGUCAGGAGAGUACAUCGUUUAUGGAGAUGAUGUUGACAACGGAUAUGAAGGGGAUGAGGACAUUCAAUUGGAAGAAGACCUUAGAAAGGGGAUGGAAAUGAGGAUUGAAUUGGCUGAGGAAAAUAAUAAAGAGAUUGAAAAUCAUGAACAAUAUGCCAACGAGGAUGAACUAGAUAAAAUGUCAUCAAAAGUGAGUGAGAUUGUUGAAGAAUGGGGAUAUGAGGAAGAUCUUGGGGAGUACAAUGAGGAUGAUGAGCAACCCUUAAAUUCAAAAAUGAUUCCCGAGAUACUAAAAGGGAUUGAAGAGGCAGAAAAUGAGAUUUCUUUAAUAAAGAAAGAAGAGGGUGAGAUGCCAAAAGAUUCAUUGAAGGCAGUUGUAGUGGAGGCCCAAGUAGGUUCGGAGAAUGAGAACAAUGUUGAAGAAGUAACAGAAGACAUGGCCUUUGUAGGUGGGGAGGAUGAGAGUAGUGUUGAUCAAAUUAGGGGGUAUGAGUCUCUUGGGGAGUACAUAGAGGAUGAGGAGCAACCUUCAGAUUCAAAAAUAAUAGCUGAGUUACUAGAAGGGAUCCAUGACGAGGAGAAUGAGAUUUCUUUUAUGGAGAAAGAAGAAUAUGAAUUCCCAAGGGCAGUUGUAGAAGCUCAAGUAGGCGGGGAGAAUGAGAAUAAUGCUGAACACAUAAUGGAAGACAUGGCCUUUGCAUCACCAAGAAACAUAGAAGAGUACAAGGGAAAUUCGACUGGCAUAGAAGAGGAAGAGUUAGAUAGGGAGAUGUCAGGAUUGAUUAAAGAAAUGAGUGAUGAGGGUAUAGAUAAUCAGAAAAGAAAACACAGUCCAGCAGAGGAAACACAUGAAGAAAAUGAGGAAUUUGGAAGAGCUCUCAUAAAGGAUAUGUCUCAAGAAAAGGGAAACAUGAAUCUCACUAUCAUUCCCAAGAAGGUCAAAGAGGCAGAGAAUGAGAUCUCUUUAAUGGAGAAGAAAGAGAGUGAGAUGCCAAGAGAUUCAUUAUGGGCAGUUGUAAUAGAGGCUCAAGUAUCUGAGGAGAAUGAUAACUAUGUUGAACAAGUAAUGCUAGAUAUGGCCUUUUUAGGCGGGGAGAGUGAGAACAAUGUUGAACAAGUCAGGGGUUAUGAGGAAGAUGUUGGGGAGAAAAUGGAGGAUGAGGCAGAGAAUGAGAUACUAGCAGGGAUCAAAUGGGCCGAGAAUGAGAUUUCUUUAAUUGAGAAGGAUGAGAGUGGGAUGCCAACAAAUUCAGUAAGAGCAGUUGUACUAGAGGCUCAGGUUAGUGGGGAGAAUGAGAAUAAUAUUGAACAAGUAACAGAAGAUGUGGCCGUUAUCAUACCAACAAUAGAGGUAGAAAAGGACAAUAGGUGCAGGGGAAAUGAUGCUGGUUUAGAAGAGGGCGAACUAAGAAGGGAGACAACAGGAUUAAUUGAAAAGAUUAGGGAUGAGGGUAAAAAUGACUGGAAAAGAAAAGACAGUCCAGAAAAGGAAGCACUAGAAGAAAAUGAGAAAUCUGAAAAAGGAUCCGUGAAAGAUGUGUCUGAUGAGAUGGGAAACAAGGACCUUACUGUCAUUCUUGAGAAACCUAAGCUAACCAUCAGUGACAAGGGAAUGAUACAAGGCCGCAAAAGUGAUACAAGUAUUGAUGUUGAUGAGAGUGGAUUAAUGUAUGAAGAGCCAAGAUCUUCUGGUCGAAACCAGCUAGUGGUAAAUGUGAAGGAUGAUGAAAAUUGUAUUGCCACUGAGGUUCAUCAAGGGAUCAGUUCGGAUAAUCUAGGAACUUCAGUUCUUUCCAAUAAAGACAGAGAAAUGACCGGUGAAAGCGGGUUUUAUUGUUCAGACAUUGGAACUGAAGAGCCCGAUCAAUUUGCAGAUUCAUUUGACAUAGUGCCUGAAGGGGAUGAUGUAUCUUUGAAUAAAGAGGUUGAAGUACCUGUUGAUUAUCGUGAGGUUGUGAUUGAAUCACUCCCUGUGUCUGAAACUACGGAAACUGCACCGGAUCAAGGAACUGCUUCUUCUGAUAAGGUUAAACUGGACGAGGAUAAGAUAUGGGAGCAAAUCAAUGCGAUGCGAACCAUUGUGGGUUACAAGGAUGCUCCUCACUUUUCAUGUGCCGAGGAGCUAAAGGCACUUUAUGUGUUUACAGGGGUCGAGCCACCAGCCACAUGCAAGGGCCCUGCCGAUCUAGCAGAUAUCAACGAAAAUCUCCACUUUCUAAUGUCUAUAGUUGGCGUCAAGUAGAUUGUUUUACUUAAUUAGGUAGUUAAACAUUUUCCCUUUUGGAAUUGUAUAUUUGUUCUUGACGACUUUGGAAUAUUCUUGUGCUUCAAGUUAGUGUAGUGUUAGUUUGUUGUGAGAUUACAAAAUGUAGCAGGUUGCUUGCUUAGUGUUUUUAUUGUAAGAGUGGACGAAAAUUCAUCACAUCACAUUGUUAAGGUGUAAGUGCAUGUGUAUUGUCAUUUGUCAGCUAAAAAAUGAACUAUAGAGCACAACUUUAAUGGGAAAGUAUAUUAGCAUGUUAUUAUUA
This is a messenger RNA of Chenopodium quinoa (quinoa), 3168 nucleotides long. RefSeq lists its product as uncharacterized. Lineage: Eukaryota; Viridiplantae; Streptophyta; Magnoliopsida; Caryophyllales; Amaranthaceae. Bases 297 to 2882 code for a protein of 861 amino acids. The transcript has 4 exons. The record is from RefSeq and is a predicted model, not a curated record.